ACGUGUCGAGUUUGUCCCUCUUUACUUUCCGUAGCAACACAAGUAUGGCGGUCUGAGAGUUGUGACAACUAUGUUUUGAUGGUGUAAAUCCUGGUUUUUACCUUUUCUAAUACAUCCUUUCCUUGGAAUACGUAUCCAACUGAUUUAAUAACCAUAUUGCGACUCAGACCACCAUGCCGUCGGCCUGUGACUCUCUGAUUGAAGACAUUGAAGACAUGGUGUCUUCUAGCGACCCCACUCCUAAUGAGAGGCAGUUUGCUAGAAAGAGUAUCAUACCGAGGUCCAGAAAGAAAAAAGAGAUUCUGGGAAAUGAGGAGCUCCAAGCUGACAGUGUGAUCCCUGGCACCCAGAAAGUCUGGAUGAAAACGUGGGGCUGCAGUCAUAACAACUCAGAUGGAGAGUACAUGGCUGGACAGCUAGCUGCCAGCGGAUACAAGAUGACUGAUGACCCAUCAGAAGCAGACCUGUGGUUGCUGAACAGCUGCACCGUGAAAAACCCUGCAGAGGACCACUUCAGAAACUCAAUCAAAAAAGCCCAGGAGCAAGAGAAAAAGGUGGUAGUAGCAGGUUGUGUUCCCCAGGCCCAGCCACGGAUGGACUACCUCAAAGGGCUCAGCAUCAUAGGGGUUCAACAGAUUGAUCGAGUGGUGGAAGUAGUGGACGAAGCUGUUAAAGGUCACUCAGUUCGUCUGUUGGGUCAGAAGAAAGACGGAGGCCGGAGACUGGGAGGAGCCAGACUGGACCUGCCCAAGAUCAGGAAGAACCCUCUAAUUGAAAUCAUCUCCAUUAACACCGGGUGUCUGAAUGCAUGUACCUACUGUAAGACUAAGCAUGCCAGAGGAGACCUGGCCAGCUAUCCCAUAGAGGAGCUGGUGGAGAGAGCCAGACAGUCUUUCCAAGAGGGAGUGUGUGAGAUCUGGUUGACCAGUGAAGACACAGGAGCCUAUGGUAGAGACAUCGGGACAGACCUGCCCACGCUGCUGUGGAGACUGGUGGAGGAGAUUCCUGAAGGAGCCAUGCUUAGGCUGGGUAUGACCAACCCACCAUAUAUCCUGGAACACCUAGAGGAGAUGGCAAAGAUAUUGAAUCAUCCGCGUGUCUAUGCCUUCCUUCAUGUUCCUGUGCAGUCGGCAUCAGACAGCGUCCUGAUGGACAUGAAGAGAGAGUACUGCAUUGAUGACUUCAAAAGAGUGGCGGACUUCCUCAAAGAGAGGGUCCCAGGUGUAACCAUCGCUACAGACAUAAUCUGCGGUUUUCCUGGUGAGACGGACGAAGACUUCCAAGAGACAAUAGACUUGGUGAAAUGCUACCGAUUCCCCAGUCUAUUCAUCAACCAGUUCUACCCCAGACCUGGCACACCAGCUGCCAAAAUGGAACAAGUACCAGCACAUGUGAAGAAGCAAAGGACUAAAGAACUGUCACAACUCUUCCACUCUUACAACCCCUAUGACCACAAGGUUGGGGAGAGGCAACAUGUGUUGGUGACCGAGGAGUCAUUUGAUGCCCAAUACUACGUGGCUCAUAACAAGUUCUAUGAACAGGUGCUUGUACCCAAGAGGUCAGAGUUCAAAGGGAAGAUGAUUGAAGUGGACAUCUAUGAGGCAGGAAAACACUUCCUGAAAGGCCAACCAGUGGAGGACAGUAAACCUUUCACUCCAUCCAUUGCUACACCACUUCAGAAAGGAGAGGUGUCUGGCCUGAUGCAGGAGAAGAUGGCCAACGGUGUCCAUGGUUCUGCCUCUAUGUCGUCCUCUUCGGUUUUGUUGAUGGGGUCUUACAGUCUGGACAGGGAAGUAUUGAAGAAGCUGGGGAUUGGACUCGCACUGGCAGCGGCCAUAUUGGCUUUCAUUGUGGAAAAGCUGUACUAGUGGAGCAGUUGUGGACUAGAAGAGGAUCGUGAAGCAGGAAGAAGACAGUGACAUCAUUGGGGCCUUAACAGUGUGUUUGAAGGAGCUGAAUAACAUGACAAAGGAUCUCCUUCUCUCCUGUAACAUACUCGACAAGCUCUCAUUCAAUUUUAAAUGAGCCAAAAGAAGAAGUCAGUGACAUAUACACGGUCAAGGAUUAUUUGAAUAUUGUUGAGAUUUGUUCUCUUGUUUUUAGUACAGUUAGAUUUUUAAUUAAAGAGCAUAGCUUCCCACUCCGUCAGUUAACAAGAAAUAACCAAAUGGGCAAUGACAGGUCAGCAGACCUCAGCAAACACUUUUCAUACAAGCUUUUUCGGUAUAAAUCACAUCCUAGAUAUUCUAGAUUUUGAGUAGAAUCUUUCAUCAGCAGAUUCUGUUUGAUAUUUCUAUUUCAUACAAACAUGAACAUUUUCUAAGUUCAGGCUGCUAAAGGAAACGCUGUGCUUGGUCUGCUGUUCGCUGAUGACUGCAGCCUGACAUUUCCAUAUUCACCGAUAAGUUAAGCACAACUCAACAAGCUGAUACUCUUGGAAAACACAUUCUGGACUUUCUCAUCAUCCACCAGAGUAAAGUCAGAGGAUAAUCAAACUGUCAAUGUGCAGCUUCUUGAGUUUCGGAGUCAUUCUUAGGUGUUAAUGAACUAUCCAGCUUUUUUCCCCCCAGCGAUUAUGAGCUGCAUAGGCUUUGAAGUCCUGUUUUAUAGACUUUGCCAUCCUCCAUUUGGCAGAGUGAGUUGUUCUUACUUUACAUGUUGUUUUAUUUUGUGGAGAGCUGUAGCAAUCUGUACAAUACUCUUGAUUAAAAGUCAUUUGUAACUUUGUUUUUCAAAGUAUUUAUUUUUGAAUGAGAGUCAUGAACAGUAUAUUUUCAGAGCCACGUAAUGGACACAUUUGAAUUUGUUUUAGUUGUUAAUCUUUCAUUUUAGUGGUUGUUAAAAAUGGUUUUGAUUGUUUCAUUUUUUUGGUUUUUGCCUCAUACAUCAAUGUCAGAUGUGGAAUUAAUUAGUAAUAUUUAUCUUACCUGAUUAGUUUGACAUACAUGGCCAUGUCAAUGUAUUUGUAUGUGAUGACUUGGUCUGGUGCCAACUUAAAAGUCUGUUUCAUAUUUUCUCACUCACCUGUAGUGGUCUCAUGAUGAUAUCCAACCCUGAGAUCUCUGCUGCCUCCUCAGUACAGUAAAAUGAAGGUGAAUGGACUUACAUUUGUGGAGCUCACAGUAUUGAAAAUCCAACAGCAACACAAAAAGCAUUACCCCUGCUACUCUGGAUAAGUCACAGAACACACCAUCAUCUGUUUCUACUGGGAUUUUGACUUUGGUAAAAAUGUUCCAGUGAAAACUGUCUACAGUGAAAUCUAUGGCUUAUCUAAAGCACCACAAACAAAUUUGAAAUAACUUGUAUUGGUCUUGCAGCAACAAUCUCAAGAAUUGGGCAAAUAAAACCAAAACUGUUAGCAUUUGUAGUCAUCCCUAGAGGUUUUUUUUUUGUUCUCCUAUAAAUCAGGUGAACUGACCCUGUAAUAUUAUUCUGUUGAUUUGGACUACUUGUGGCUUAUGAAUCAUUAUUGUACACAGACUAAAUAUUGUUUCUGUUCUUCUUGAUUUCCAUUUUCACAACCGUAUAAAACAUAACAGCGUUCAAUAAAGUCAAUGUGUCAUGAUUGACAUGACUGAA
Thunnus maccoyii (southern bluefin tuna) is the source of this 3579-nucleotide messenger RNA. It is a transcript of the gene cdkal1, whose product is annotated as CDK5 regulatory subunit associated protein 1-like 1. Gene Ontology annotation, cellular component: endoplasmic reticulum. The transcript is spliced from 15 exons. The record is from RefSeq and is a predicted model, not a curated record. Gene Ontology annotation, biological process: tRNA methylthiolation. NCBI's taxonomy places the organism in Eukaryota, Metazoa, Chordata, Actinopteri, Scombriformes, Scombridae. Bases 174 to 1868 code for a protein of 564 amino acids. Gene Ontology annotation, molecular function: 4 iron, 4 sulfur cluster binding; tRNA (N(6)-L-threonylcarbamoyladenosine(37)-C(2))-methylthiotransferase activity.